Molecule: messenger RNA, 657 nt
Organism: Setaria italica (foxtail millet)
Lineage: Eukaryota; Viridiplantae; Streptophyta; Magnoliopsida; Poales; Poaceae
Product: activator of 90 kDa heat shock protein ATPase homolog 1-like
Exons: 1
Biological process (GO): positive regulation of ATP-dependent activity; protein folding
Cellular component (GO): cytosol
Molecular function (GO): ATPase activator activity; protein-folding chaperone binding
Source: RefSeq, a predicted model, not a curated record
CCGCCGCCGCCGCCGCUCGCGGGCCUCACCGUCCUCGACGGCGAGGGCGGCCUCACGCUCCGCACCGUGGCCCUCGACAAGCUCGACGGCGAGGCCUACGUCAACAUCCGCAAGGGCAAGGUCAUCCCGGGGUACGAGCUCUCCCUCACCCUCUCCUGGGAGGCCGAGGCCGCCUCCGAGUCCGGCGCCGCCAAGGUCGCCGGCGCUGCCGAGGUCCCCUACCUCGCCGACGAGAACGCCGACGAGGACCCCUUCCUCGCCCGCGGCAAGCCCCUCGUCCUCGAGAAGAUCCGCGAGUUCGUCGCCGCCAUGGCCAAGGGCGGCCCGGCCAAGGACGAGCUCGAGUCCAAGAAGACUCCCGCCAAGGCCGGCGCCGCAGCGCCUGGCGCCGCCCCGGCUGCGAAGAAGGAGGAGCCCCCCGCUCCUGCGCCGGCUGUGAAGGAGAAGAAGGCCAAGGGGAAGGACAAGGAGGGGUUCAAGAUGAUUGAGAUGACGGAGAAGUUCUACUGCCGCGCCAAGGACAUAUAUGAGAUCUUGAUGGAUGAGAACAGAUGGAAGGGGUUCACACAGAGCAAUGCAGUAGGCAAAUGUGAGGGUAGAGGGAAAUGGGAUGACAGGGGCAAAUGUGUCAAUAGCACUCUCAUUUAUUGCAAAUAA